Messenger RNA from Zymoseptoria tritici IPO323, 1063 nucleotides. RefSeq lists its product as uncharacterized. The coding region runs from base 56 to 1063 and encodes 335 amino acids. NCBI's taxonomy places the organism in Eukaryota, Fungi, Ascomycota, Dothideomycetes, Mycosphaerellales, Mycosphaerellaceae. The record is from RefSeq and is a predicted model, not a curated record. Gene Ontology annotation, molecular function: dTDP-glucose 4,6-dehydratase activity. The transcript has a single exon.
CGAGGGAUUCAUCAUAUCCUCGUGCCUUCAUCUCCUUAGAAUCGUCCCUCCAACCAUGGCCUCCUCCCCAACCGUCCUCGUUACAGGAUCCGCCGGCCACCUCGGCCACGCCCUCAUGCUCUCUCUUCCUACGCAAGGCUACCAACCUAUCGGGAUCGACAUUCUUCCUUCAGACCACACAAGCCACGUCGGCUCAAUCGCCGACAGGUCUUUCGUCGCUUCCAUUUUCUCACACCACCCGUCAUUACAACACAUCCUCCACACGGCCACCCUGCACAAGCCGCAUGUAGAAUCCCACUCCAAGUCCGAAUUCGUGGAUACGAAUAUCCAAGGGACGCUGAACCUCCUCGAGUUGGCAGUGGAAAGCGGACACAUCAAGUCCUUUAUCUUCACCAGCACCACGUCCACAUUCGGCGCUGCACUGGCUCCCAAACCAGGCCAACCGGCGGCGUGGAUCGACGAGAGCGUAGUCCCAAUCCCGAAGAACAUCUACGGCGUGACAAAGUGUGCUGCUGAAGAUCUGUGCCGGCUUGUACAUAGCCAGUCGAAGAUGCCGGUGUUGGUGUUGAAGACGAGCAGGUUCUUUCCUGAACCGGACGACAGUGCGGACGCCCGAGAGAUGUAUGAUGACGACAAUCUCAAGAUCUUGGAGCUGUUGUAUCGCCGUGCAGACAUUGCUGAUGUGGUGAGUGCGCAUGUUUGUGCGAUACAGCAGGCGGAGAGAAUAGGAUGGGGCAAGUUCAUUGUCAGCGCGCCGCCACCAUUUGUCAAUGAUGAGAGGACGCUGCAGAUGCUGAACGGAGGUCAAGCGGGGGAUGUGAUUCGGAAUUUCUUGCCAGACGAGGCAGAGAAGCUGUUAGAGAAGGGGUGGAAGCUCCCGGAGGAUACGGACCGGGUGUAUGACUCUUCAAAGGCGGUGAGGGAGUUGGGAUGGAAGCCGGAGUACACUUUUUCGAGGGCGGUGGAGUGUGUGGCGAGAGGCGUGGAGUGGAGGAGUGAGCUGGCCGUGCAAGUUGGCAAAAGAGGGUAUCAUGCAAAGCCGACCGGAGUAUAUACAUCUUGA